AUGUCUAAGACGCGUGUUGCUCCGUUGAAAAAGUUAACGUUACCGAGGUUAGAGCUGAUGGCUGCAGUGAUUGGUUCCAGACUCUGUAAGCACCUGAAGCAGAACACCAGCAUACCACAGAUACACCUUUGGUCAGACAGUCAGAUUGUGUUGUACUGGCUCCAGACGUCCAAGACACUCCAGCGAUUCGUUCGGAACCGUGUGACUGAAAUCCACGAGCUGACCGAAAACCGAAAAUGGAGGUAUUGCCCGACGAAGGACAAUCCCGCAGAUUUACUAACCAGAGGAAUUUCGACAUCGCACUUCAAAAUUAGUAAUCUAUGGUUCCAAGGACCUAAAUGGCUCACUACACCUGACAGUUGGCCAGUUUGGCAAGAAAGAGAUACUUAUGUUACUAUGGCAACGAUUACAGAUCCAGUACCUACUAGCAAAUCGGAAUAUACAGCUUUACCAGUGAACAACAGCAGUUUUGUCGACAUGUCAAGAUUCAGCUCGUUGGCAAAGUUACUCAAAGUUACAGCUUAUGUACUGCGUUUCAUAGAUAACUGUCGAGGCGGGAGGUCCACUGGAAGUCAAGAAACUUUAACUACAGAGGAACUACACAGGGCAGAGAUGGUGUGCAUACGAAGCUGCCAGAUGUCUAAAUAUCAAGCAGAAGUGAAAGAUAUACAGACCAAGAGAUACAAACUUCCACUAUCUAGACAACUUAAAUUAUUUCUCAACAAUGGAAUUUUGAAGUGCCGUGGACGUAUCCACAAUGCACCACUAGACGAAAUGACCAAGUACCCGUACCUGCUACCAGCUAAACAUCCAUUCACCAACUUGGUUAUCAGUGACGCACACUCAAGAUUACUACAUACCGACGUUAGUUCAACUAUCACGUUCUUAAGACAGAAAUACUGGAUUCCGUCUAUCCGUCAAAAUGUGAAGGUCAUACUACGUAAAUGUACCUGUUGUAAGAAGAUUGUUGGUAAACCAUACUCAGCACCUGAUCCACCUCCACUACCAAAGAGCAGAGUUUCUGACGUCAAGCCGUUUAUCUACACAGGAGUAGAUUUCACUGGGGCAUUACUGGUUCGAGAUAACAACAGAAACGACGUUAAAGCAUACCUAUGCUUGUUUACGUGCGCUACUACGAGAGCAGUUCAUCUAGAACUAGUUCCAGAUCUAUCAGCAGAGUCAUUCCUACAAGCAUUCCGACGUUUUUGUAGCAGAAAAUCUGUUCCUCACGUUAUGAUGUCAGACAACGCUAACACCUUCUUAUCAGCAUCCAGACAGUUACAGGAUUUGGUCCAGUCUAUCUCAGUUAAAGAAGAACUCAACGACAGAGGAAUUGAGUGGAAGAUGAUACCGAAACGAGCACCUUGGUUCGGUAGAAUGUGGGAACGUCUAAUAGGUCUGACGAAAACAACGACAAAGAAAGUGUUGGGACGGUCCUAUGUCACCUACCAAACGUUACAAACUGUGAUUACGGAAAUUGAGGCGAUGAUUAACGAUAGGCCGUUGACGUAUGUCACUUCCGGCGCAUUAGAUGAACCCGAAAUACUUACACCGUCACACUUACUUUACGGCAGACGAAUCACCAAACUACCGUACGAAGAAGAUGUCCCUACAAAUCCUGUACCGAGUGACCGCCCGUCAGUUAUCAAACGGGCUACGCUACAAAGGACGAUGAUCAACCAUUUCCGGGAUAGAUGGCGUCACGAAUACUUAACCGCUUUAAGAGAACGUCAUCAGACGACAGGCAGAAAUGACCAGACGAUAUCUGUUGGAGACGUUGUGCUGGUCCACAACGAUGUUCCCCGUUUGCUUUGGAAACUUGCUGUGGUUGAAGAACUUGUUCCAGGAAAAAGAUGGACUUAUUCGAAGUGCUAA
Messenger RNA from Mercenaria mercenaria, 1875 nucleotides. RefSeq lists its product as uncharacterized. Gene Ontology annotation, molecular function: nucleic acid binding. The transcript has a single exon. The record is from RefSeq and is a predicted model, not a curated record. Gene Ontology annotation, biological process: DNA integration. NCBI's taxonomy places the organism in Eukaryota, Metazoa, Mollusca, Bivalvia, Venerida, Veneridae. Bases 1 to 1875 code for a protein of 624 amino acids.